Messenger RNA from Drosophila busckii, 479 nucleotides. RefSeq names its product protein FMC1 homolog. Gene Ontology annotation, cellular component: mitochondrion. The record is from RefSeq and is a predicted model, not a curated record. The transcript is spliced from 2 exons. NCBI's taxonomy places the organism in Eukaryota, Metazoa, Arthropoda, Insecta, Diptera, Drosophilidae. The coding region runs from base 79 to 387 and encodes 102 amino acids.
AACGCAUUCUGUUUAAUCGCCUGCCUCCACAUUCUAUCAACUAACAAAAACAAUUGUUUUGCAAUCACAUAAUAAACCAUGGCGGGAACAAAGGUAUUGCGGUCCUUGCUCCACGAAUUACGUCAAGCGUCUGUGGAACCAAACUGCAUAAAGAACAAUUUAGCCGCACGCUAUAUUUUAGCUCAAUACAAAAAAUUCGAGACAACCGACCAGCAGUUGUGUAAAGCACGAAACGAAGCUAUUUUCUUGGGACAAACGUAUUUGACCUACCUGAGCAGCUUGCGCAACUAUAACGAACUCUACAAGGAGUUUCAUGGACGUGGUGAGCGCACAGUAAAGGAAACGGCGGAUCUUGUUGGAUUUAAGCUUCCAACGGAUCCCAAGUAAGCAAUUUAUUGUUACGUAGUUCUUAGCAUAAAUAUGUAAAUCAUCAAGAGAUGAAAUAAAAUACUUUUGUUGAACGUAGUAUAUGACCACAA